Messenger RNA from Chelmon rostratus (copperband butterflyfish), 2157 nucleotides. Its product is annotated as arrestin domain-containing protein 3-like. Gene Ontology annotation, cellular component: cytoplasm; plasma membrane. Bases 89 to 1297 code for a protein of 402 amino acids. Lineage: Eukaryota; Metazoa; Chordata; Actinopteri; Chaetodontiformes; Chaetodontidae. The record is from RefSeq and is a predicted model, not a curated record. Gene Ontology annotation, biological process: protein transport. The transcript is spliced from 6 exons.
UGAUGGUCCACAGGACUGAGAAGCCGACGCCUCACACUGCGCAGCCGCAAGUGGGAAAAUUAGAGCGCACUUGGCCCGUACAGCUAAAAUGUCUCCGAUAAAGGACUUCACUCUGUUUUAUGAAGUUCUCAACGAAGAGGACACGUUUUCUGAGGGAGAUACGGUUACAGGCGCAGUCACUUUCACUUUGUCAAGAGAAACCAGAGUGAAGAACCUGGUCGUCAAAGUGAAAGGGGACGCGCGCGCGCACUGGUCCGAAGGAAGUGGAGAUAACAAACACUCUUACAGUGCGCACAGGAGAUACUUCAAAAUCAAAGAAUCCUUACUGGGAGAAAACACUGAAGGCACUGUACUUCCCCAAGGAGUCCAUUGCUUUAAAUUCAGCCUUACAAUCCCACAGGGGCAGAUGCCAUCGUCCUUUAAGGGGUUUCAUGGAGAGAUUGCCUACAUGCUUGAAGCAAAGAUGUCCAGGAGCUGGCGUUGGCCUUCUAGAGUACAACAAGAGCUCAAUUUUGUGUCGAGGUUCAUCCCACUCCAUGACCAUGUAAUGUGUCCCCACUCUGGUUCAGUGGAGAAAAAAGUUGGGAUUUUCUCCAAAGGACAGGUCCAAAUGUCUGCUACUGUUGACAAGAAGGUUUACUCUCCAGGCGAUACUUUAUCUGUUGUUGCUAAAAUCUGCAACUCCUCCUCCAAAAAAAUGAAGCCCAAGAUCAGUUUACAGCAGAAAAUAGAGUACCGCGCCAGUGGCUCCACUAAAAGCACUGACCAAAGUCUGUGCAAGAUGGUUGGGGAAACAGUCGCACUGAAUGCAGAGGAAACUGUCUCCUGCCAAAUGAAGGUUCCUGACGAUGUCACCUACACCAUCCUCAAUUGUGAAAUCAUCUCAGUUGACUAUUACCUCAAGGUGUAUUUGGACAUCAGUUUUGCCUUUGACCCAGAGGUGGUGUUUCCAUUAUUCAUUGUUCCCUCUCGCAUUGGGGCCCCAAGUUGCAGCGACUUCCCUGCUCCUGCUGUCCCUACUGGACCUUAUCCUGUGCCUGCAGGUCCAGCUGCUUACGGAUACCCAGCAUCAGAUCCCACUCAACAUGCAAACACAGCAAGUGGUUAUAAUAAUCAGUGGCCACAACCAGUCGCUCCAUACGCUUUCCCACCAGCAGCUUUCCCACCCCCUGCAGUGCAGCACCCACCCCCUACUGCUCCACCUCUGUUUCAAGAGGAAGAGCCUCCAGCCUAUAUGUCCCUUUUCCCACCUUCUCAUGGCACUUUUGGCAGCACUGAGUCAGAUCACAAAAUCUGAGCUUCAAAAAGAAAACAAACUGACCUCAUGAUUCAAAUGACAAGAUACAUGUUAAAUAACAUAGAGCUGUGUAUCAGACUAUAAUCUCUAUUAAAACCAGGUAAAUCUGGAGAAUCCCCUUCGGACUUAAGAUCUAUAAGUUUAAUUAAUUGUGAUGCUAAAUAUUAACUAAACUUAUAAACAGUAGGUAAGCAAAGGUUUUACCAGAUCUGAUACAUACAUAUGAAUCAAACAGUUAAUUAAAGUAGGCACAAUAUAGAUUUAUCAGUGAUGCUGUUGAUGCUGAAAAAGCACUUAAUCCUCAUGAGUGGCCUUUCUUGUUUAAAGUCUUGAGAGAUUAUAGAUUUUGUAAAAUUAUUAUAUAAAUAUCUUAUAAGAGAAAACAGAGUUGUUACAGACCACAAGCUAAAUAAAUCAUGUAAAGCCAAACAAUGUGGAAGUCCAUCGCAAUGUUGCACUAAACAAAAGACAGUCUCAGUCCAAAUUCAUUCAUUCAGUCGUUCCAUACAUUAGCUCCUGUGUGGAGAAAUCCACAUUUUAUACUACAGGAAAGAGCUAUCAGAGCUGAUUACACAGACCAACCAAAAUGCUGUUUAUAAACUCACAUACUCUUAAAUUUAGAGACUUGGUGGACUUAAUUAAUGCAUAAAGUAAAAAAGUCUGUUUCCAGAGGUUGUUUCAAAUUCAAGUGAGUAAGUGUGAACUAAGAGGAAUUUGCACAUUUAAUGAAUGUAAGGCUUCGAUUCAAUUCAAUUCAAUUUAUUUAUUUGUAUAGCGCCAAAUCACAACCGAAGUUGUCUCAGGACAAUUUACAUAUAGAGCAGGUACAGACCAAGCUCUUUAGCUACAGAAACCCAACA